GUGGCGAGCGAUCGACCCCAUUCCGUGCCGUCCCGAGUCUCUUCUCUUGACACGACCUGCGGAAAGCAAAAAGGCAAAACCUCAGUGAGUCCUGUCCACGCCGAUGUACUCCUUCGAGCAGCAGGACCACACGGCGGCAGCGCGUACUACUACCGGUACCGCCACGCUCGACACGACGAGCUACCUGCAGCCCUGUGCCGGCGCAGCUGCAGCUGCCCGCUCGCUCCAGCUCCCCGCACAUCACCCAGGCCACCAGGCGCUCCGGACAGCGCCCGCCGUGCCGCCGCGGCGCGGCAAGAGCGCCAAGAAGCACGCGACGGCGGCGGCGGCGCGGCACUCGCCGUCGCCGUCGUCGUCGCGCCGCUCCUCGACCACCGUGGUCGCGACCGACGUGGCCAACUUCCGGGCCAUGGUGCAGGAGCUCACCGGCUUCCCGCCCGCCGCCAUCUUCCGCCCGCUGCCGCGCAGGGUGCACGCGGCCAGCCCCUUCGUCGCCGUCGCCGCGGGGCAGGGAUGUGGACACGGAGGUUCGGAGGCCACGAACAGUAGCACUGCCGGCGCCGGCAGCGGCAGCGGCAGCGGCAGCAGCCCCGGCGACGCACCGGCCGUGCCGCCUGUGGCGCUGGCGGCGCAGCAGCAGCCGCAGUUCGCGCCGCUGGGCGUGUUCGACGGCCUGCCCGACCUCGGGUCGCCGGAGUUCGACUCCUGGGGAGACUUGUCCAUCGAUUAAGUACUCGGUGGCAGGCUAGGUCUGAAGGAACGAUUGCUCAAGGAUGGUAAUCGGUGGGGGUAUUUGCUAAUUUCGUUGUGAUCAAGCGUGUUGUGUUUAUUAUCUAUGUGCGUGCACGUGACCAUGUGUUGGCAGUUUAGCCACCUGUGGCAGUAGUGCUUGUUGCUUUCACAAGAUAAAAAAAAACAUGCUGAGCUCAUGUGACGCAAA
Molecule: messenger RNA, 940 nt
Organism: Zea mays
Lineage: Eukaryota; Viridiplantae; Streptophyta; Magnoliopsida; Poales; Poaceae
Product: VQ motif family protein
Source: RefSeq, marked provisional